UUUCCAGUGCCUGCCGGGCGUGUUUAUGCACUAGAUUUACCAAUAACUCACAGCUCCAGCUGCCCUAGACUCGACAGCUUUAUUAUUUCGUGAUGGCGGCGAGUGCCAAACGAAAACAGGAGGAGAAACACUUGAAGAUGCUUCGGGAGAUGACCAGCCUGCCUCCCAAUAGGAAAUGUUUUGAUUGCGAUCAGCGCGGCCCGACCUACGCCAACAUGACAGUGGGCUCGUUUGUGUGCACCACCUGUUCCGGAAUACUACGAGGCCUCAACCCUCCACACAGAGUGAAGUCUAUCUCCAUGACAACUUUCACCCAACAGGAAAUCGAGUUCUUACAAAAACACAGCAAUGAGGUCUGCAAACACAUCUGGCUGGGGUUGUAUGAUGACAAGAGCUCCGUGGUCCCAGAUUUCCGUGAACCUCAGAAAGUCAAAGAGUUUCUUCAGGAGAAAUAUGAGAAGAAAAGAUGCAUGUUGUGUUUUGCUUUACGAGGCCUCAACCCUCCACACAGAGUGAAGUCUAUCUCCAUGACAACUUUCACCCAACAGGAAAUCGAGUUCUUACAAAAACACAGCAAUGAGGUCUGCAAACACAUCUGGCUGGGGUUGUAUGAUGACAAGAGCUCCCAGAUUUCCGUGAACCUCAGAAAGUCAAAGAGUUUCUUCAGGAGAAAUAUGAGAAGAAAAGAUGCAGAUGAAACAUGCUACUCCUCCUCUGGUCUCGUUUUAUUUAUUUUAGCCUCAUUUGGCACUGGCUCCAUGAGCAUGCCAGCUGGCUUUGGGAACACAACCAGUUACUGCCUGCCAACCAGUUUUAGUGGGACCUUCCAGCAGCAAUUCCCUGGCCAAGGUCCCUUUCCCCCACCUGCAGCCUACCACCAACAGCCCAAUGGGGGGUUUCCAGCCUACGGACAGGCCAAGCCUAUGGGCAACUAUGGGCAGGUGGUCACAGGACCUGGCAUCUCCAGCAACCCAUUCAUGGGCGGAGGCCCAGCGGGACCGUACCCCACAGGAGGUUCCUCCACAAACCCCUUUCUUUAAAGCGCUUUUUACGGCAUAUCUCAGCAGCAUCAUGCACACGUUCCACAUCACCAAUGCUCUAAAACAUUGUCUUCAAGAAUCUGAAAGUAUUCCGAUUUUGUAUUUACUGCACUGAGUCUUCGACAUUUCUAGAGAAAGAGCUGUGGAUACGCAGGUGACGGUCCUCCCCACCCAUCUGUGUAUUCUGGACAAAACUCCACGAUUGUCCCGCCUCAUUUAUGCCUUCAACUCAAUAAGUAAUGGUUUAUGCCUAGAAAGUAAGCUCCUUGUGCAUAUCAGCAUUUGUAAUCCUUUUAAAAACAUGUUAUUCACAAAGAGAAACUGUGACAGAACAGCAGAACACAAUGGUGUCUAGGGAUGCUGUGAUUAGCUGUACAAACAACUUCAGUUUGUCCUUAGCACCAGCUCUAGCAGAAACGUUUCAUUCUGUUGAGGC
Molecule: messenger RNA, 1476 nt
Organism: Sinocyclocheilus anshuiensis
Lineage: Eukaryota; Metazoa; Chordata; Actinopteri; Cypriniformes; Cyprinidae
Product: arf-GAP domain and FG repeat-containing protein 1-like
Exons: 9
Coding region: 93-1040 (315 amino acids)
Biological process (GO): acrosome assembly; intermediate filament organization; spermatid nucleus differentiation
Cellular component (GO): membrane; cytoplasm; cytoplasmic vesicle
Molecular function (GO): GTPase activator activity
Source: RefSeq, a predicted model, not a curated record